This is a messenger RNA of Theobroma cacao (cacao), 2720 nucleotides long. It is a transcript of the gene CCR4, whose product is annotated as CRINKLY4 related 4. The record is from RefSeq and is a predicted model, not a curated record. Gene Ontology annotation, molecular function: protein kinase activity; ATP binding. Gene Ontology annotation, biological process: protein phosphorylation. Lineage: Eukaryota; Viridiplantae; Streptophyta; Magnoliopsida; Malvales; Malvaceae.
UUUGCAAACUCCCAACAUAGCAGGAACGAGGCUUUGAACAGGAAGAGGAAGAGGAAAGUUUGAUUUGAAUGAGCAAAAGAGGGUGGACUGGGAGUAGCAGCGGGUUUCAACUUUUGACCACCCACUCGCUCCUUGCUUUGCUUCUUCUCAAAUAACAAGACUGGGUCUCCGCUCACCAACAAACCGCGUCUUCCUACCCUUUCCUCAUCUCCCCCACAUUUUGUUCCCUCUUUAAACCACCCUUUUUACGCCAUAAUCUCCUAAUUUCCCAUCCCGCCAUGAAAUUCUUAUCAAAGCUGUUUCCAUGGGUCUUUUCUUUGGUGAAUCCCACCGCGUUUCUCUCCUGAUUUUUUCAUUUCUUUGUACUGUUUCUAUCUGUUCCUCACUCUCCUCAGUCUCUAUUUCUGAGACUUCUGGCCUGACAUUGGUAUGUGCCUUGGAACCGCAACGAUCUUCUCUAAAUUGUUCUAGCUUUCCUCCCGGUAUUCAAACCCCUUUCAACUCUAAUUAUUCGUUCUCUGGGAUUGUCUCUGGAGAUGGGUUUUUAUGUGGUUUGAGACCUUCUUUUUCCUCGUCCAAUGUUUCAGUUAUGCAUUGUUGGAGAUUCUCUAGCAACGGUACUACUAUAGAGUUCAAACGGAUUUACGAGGGUCCAGGUCUUAAACAACUUGAUGCAGGCAACUCUCACAUUUGCGGUCUUAAUGAGACCAACGCUCUUGAAUGUUGGCAGUGGCCUGGAUUCAACCCAACCGGGGAUCGAAACUUUUCUACAAUUGCUGUUGGUGAAGGAUUUUUAUGUGGGUUAUCAGAAGCUGGAAAGAUUAAAUGCCUUGGAAACGUUACUGGUAUCUCUGGUCAAGAGCUUAGAGGGAGUUAUAGCGUGAUUGCUGCUGGCUUUACACAUGCUUGCGCUAUCAGUUUCGAUAAUGAUUUGGAGUGUUGGGGGAAUACGGUGGGUAAUAAGCCACAGGGAAAAUUCAAAGCACUGGCUCUGGGUCAAAAUCGAAGCUGUGCUUUAAGGAUUGAUGAAACAGUUGUUUGUUGGGGGGAGAAUAAUUUCAGUCUGCCAAAGGAGUUGGGAGGGUAUGGAUUUUUGUCGAUCGAAGCAAAAAGAAACGUUUUCUGUGGAGUUUUGACAUUUAAUUAUUCUCUGUUUUGUUGGGGUGACACAGAUUUUGCUUCCAACUUCAUGGUAUUCUCAAGAGUAUUGCCAGGGCCAUGUAGGGAUUCGUGUCAAUGUGGUUCAUUGCAAGGAUCAGGCUUCCUUUGCAACAAUGGUAGAUCUAUUUGCCAAACUUGUAAUACACCUGUCGUGCCAAUAACGCCACCCCCGCCAUCAGCUCCCUCACCAAGCAGUGAUUUGAAUGGCAAAAUGGUAGCCUUUUUAGUUGUUGGUUGUGUAGGAUCCUUCUGUUGGUUCCUGGUCGUUGGUUUCUUUGUCUUUAGAUAUUGCAAAGGUAGAGGAUGCCGUGUCCAUGAUUCAGGUCCCCUGGAUGAGACUGGUGGCCCAGAUAAUGCUGUUCCCAAUCAGCCCCAAAGUUCCCAAGCCCCAACAGCACCAGCAGUUCUUGAGAAGCGUCUGAGCCAGUUGACCAGCAUGGGAAAUACAGGUUACUUGGAGGAAUUUUCUUUACAAGCCCUGAUUCAAGCGACCAACAAUUUCUCUGAAGAUCAUAAAGUUGGGACUGGCAGUUUUGGUUCUGUCUACCAUGCUACAUUGGAUGAUGGGCGUGAAGUGGCCAUCAAGCGGGCUGAGAUAACAUUCACUUCAUCCUAUGCAAUAGGCACCAAACGUCAAGAAGAUAAAGACACUGCCUUCGUGAACGAGCUUGAAAAUUUGUCACGCCUCCAUCACAAAAAUCUCGUCCGACUAUUAGGAUUUUGUGAAGAUUCCAAUGAGCGUGUAUUGGUGUACGAGUACAUGGACAAUGGCACACUCCAUGACCAUCUCCACAAGUUUCAAAAUCCUCCCUUUAUGUCAUGGGCUGUGCGGCUUAAGAUUGCAGCAGAUGCAGCAAGGGGGAUUGAGUACUUGCACGAAUACGCGGUACCACCAAUCAUACACCGCGAUAUCAAGUCCUCCAACAUCCUUCUCGACGGAAAUUGGACCGCAAAGGUAUCCGAUUUUGGAUUGUCAUUGUUGGGUCCUGGGGACGAUGAGUCACACCUUUCGCUGCGGGCAGCAGGCACUUUUGGAUACAUGGAUCCUGAGUACUACAGGCUGCAUCAGCUGACCACUAAGAGUGAUGUGUACAGCUUUGGUGUAGUAUUGCUGGAAUUGUUAUCAGGAUGCAGGGCAAUUCAUCGGAACGAAAAUGGGGUGCCAAGGAAUGUGGUUGAUUUCGUUGUUCCAUAUAUUCUCCAAGACGAAAUUCACAGAGUUUUGGACCCCAGAGUCCCACCACCAACCCCUUUCGAAAUAGAGGCAGUGGCAUACGUAGGAUACUUAGCAGCCGACUGCGUAAGACCAGAAGGCCGAGACAGACCUUCAAUGACUGAGAUUGUAAGUAGCUUGGAUAAGGCAUUUGCGGCUUGUUUACUUCCCCCAGCCUUGUCCCGUUCCACUACAGACUCCUCCACGUAGCAGAGACAUUGUACAGCAAAGAAUAGUCAAUUUUUUCCCCCAAUUCCCUCCAUACUGAUUUGUUGAUUACCAACCAAUAACGUUAAGAGAAUAGAAAGUGGUCCACAAAAAGGCGUUCUUCCCUUGUUUUGACAAA